Molecule: messenger RNA, 462 nt
Organism: Musa acuminata AAA Group (dessert banana)
Lineage: Eukaryota; Viridiplantae; Streptophyta; Magnoliopsida; Zingiberales; Musaceae
Exons: 1
Coding region: 1-462 (153 amino acids)
Source: RefSeq, a predicted model, not a curated record
AUGGCACUAUACGAGGCUUCCGACGCCUUGAUGUGCAGGGCGUUCCCAACAACCCUACGGGGGCCAGCCCGCGCGUGGUACAGCAGCCUGAAGGCCGGGACCGUCGCCUCCUUCGACCAACUCGCCAAAGAUUUCGAGCUUAACUUCCUGGCUUACGCUCGACCAAAGCCGUCCGUGGCGUUGCUCCUCGGACUCAACCAAAGGAAGGACGAGCCCCUCUCCCAUUUUGUGAACCGCUUUACGACGCAAAUUCGCGGGCUGUCAGAUGCUCACCCCUCUCUGUUGAUGCAGGCAUUCAUGACGGGCCUGCGGCCUUCCACGUUCUUCUGGUCUCUCGUGGAGCGGCCCCCCGUCGCAGUCCCCGAAAUGCUUCAGCGUGCUAGUCAGUUCAUCGCCGCGGAGACAUGGAUGGCUGGGAAGCGGGAGGAGCACAAAAAGAUCAAGUCGGAGCCGCCCCGAUAG